AUGAAGGCAUCAAUUGAUUCAGUCCAAUUAUAUAUGAAUAAAGGGAAUUUCGAUAUAUCACUAUUAAUAAUAGAUCAGAUUGCAAAAGAAUCAGAACUUACUGAAGAAGUUCAAAAUUUCAAAAUUGAAUGCUUGUAUUCUCUUCAUAGAUAUCUAGAAGCACAUGAAUUAGCCAGUAAAUAUGCUGAAGAAGGAAACGAAAGUCAAAAUCUUACAUUUUUAAGAGGAUUAAUAUGCUUUGCAUUAGAAUUAUAUGAAGAGGCCGCAUCUCACUUUAAGAUAAAUAAACAAUGGUCUCGUUGGGUUACUAAAUCGAACUUGAUGCAUCAAAUUUCAAGGAAAGAUGUACAACCAAUAAUGUUUAGUGCAGAGCCAAAGCUUUAUGAAAAAGAUUCAUAUUCACUUUCAUGGUCACAAACAGAAAAUGAAGUUAUUUUAUCAGUAAUAAUUCCAAACAUUGUACCAAGCCAAAUUAAAGUACAAAGUUUUCAACGAUCACUUGAUAUAACAAUUACAAAUGGAAUAAAAACAAUAGAAUCUAUUGCUGUUGAUCUUGAAAAAGAAAUUUUAACUAGAAAUACCUCAUUCAACGUAUAUCCUGAUAGAAUCGAUUUCAUUUUACAAAAAGCUGUUUCAGGACAACUCUGGAACUUCGAACCGAAGCAAAACGAACCAGAAAUUACAAUGGAUACAAUUCUGGCAGAAUUAUCAACCUUAUCUAAUCCAUCUCACGAUGAGGCAGCUGCAGGUUUCCAAAAUAUGCUUAAAUCUACAAAUGCUGAUUACACUUCUUCAGAUGAUGAAAAUGAUUAUUCUGAUCAAAUUCCUGAGCCUAAAUCAGACGAUGUUAAUAUUGCUUAG
This is a messenger RNA of Trichomonas vaginalis G3, 861 nucleotides long. RefSeq names its product SGT1-like protein family. Gene Ontology annotation, molecular function: protein-folding chaperone binding. Gene Ontology annotation, biological process: protein stabilization. The coding region runs from base 1 to 861 and encodes 286 amino acids. The record is from RefSeq and is a predicted model, not a curated record. The transcript has a single exon. NCBI's taxonomy places the organism in Eukaryota, Parabasalia, Trichomonadida, Trichomonadidae.